GCAUGCGCCAGUUGCUACGUUAGUCACGUGGAAGGGUGGAAGAUGGCGGCGACUCAGGCGGUGGAAGAAAUGCGGAGCCGCGUGGUUCUAGGCGAGUUCGGGGUUCGCAAUGUUCAUACCACCGACUUUCCCGGUAACUAUUCGGGCUAUGAUGAUGCUUGGGACCAGGACCGCUUCGAGAAGAACUUCCAUGUGGAUGUGAUACACAUGGAUGAAAACACUUUAGAGUUUGACAUGGUGGGAAUCGAUGCAGCCAUUGCCAAUGCUUUUCGACGUAUCCUGUUAGCUGAGGUGCCCACCAUGGCUGUGGAAAAGGUCCUGGUGUACAACAACACAUCCAUUGUCCAGGACGAGAUCCUUGCUCAUCGCUUGGGGCUCAUUCCCAUUCAUGCUGAUCCUCGUCUUUUUGAAUACCGGAUCCAAGGAGAUGAAGAAGGCACAGAAAUCGAUACUCUGCAGUUUCGGCUCCAAGUCAGGUGCACUCGAAACCCCCAUGCUGCUAAAGAUUCCUCUGACCCCAAUGAACUCUAUGUGAACCACAAAGUGUACACCAGACACAUGACAUGGGUUCCCCUGGGGAACCAAGCUGACCUCUUCCCCGAGGGCACCAUUCGACCGGUGCACGAUGACAUCCUCAUUGCUCAGCUGCGGCCUGGCCAGGAGAUUGACUUACUCAUGCACUGUGUCAAGGGCAUUGGCAAAGAUCAUGCCAAGUUUUCACCUGUGGCAACAGCCAGUUACAGGCUCCUGCCAGACAUCUCCUUGUUGGAGCCCGUUGAAGGGGAGGCAGCUGAGGAGCUGAGCCGGUGCUUUUCACCUGGUGUUAUCGAGGUGCAUGAAGUCCAAGGUAAAAAGGUGGCCAGAGUUGCCAAUCCCCGGCUAGAUACCUUCAGCAGGGAAGUCUUCCGGAAUGAGAAGCUGAAGAAGGUGGUACGGCUUGCUCGGGUUCGGGACCAUUAUAUCUUCUCUGUUGAGUCAACGGGAGUACUGCCACCAGAUGUGCUGGUGAGCGAAGCCAUCAAGGUACUGAUGGGAAAAUGCCGGCGGUUCUUGGAUGAACUAGAUGCAGUUCAGAUGGACUGAGGCUUGCACUAGACUUGACUGGCCUGGAUAUUCCUGAUGCAAGCUGAAGGUUCUGGGUUCUGACCUGUUGCCAUUGGACUGCUACAUAGAGCCCAGUAUGACUAGGUAGCUUUAUUUCAGUUGAUGCAUUUUGUUAAAUGUGCCACAAAAUGUGACUAUGCCUUUAUAAGGCCUUCAUGUAAAUAAAUUCACACUGAAACACAAA
Messenger RNA from Phyllostomus discolor (pale spear-nosed bat), 1288 nucleotides. RefSeq names its product RNA polymerase I and III subunit C (gene POLR1C). The transcript has 9 exons. Lineage: Eukaryota; Metazoa; Chordata; Mammalia; Chiroptera; Phyllostomidae. Gene Ontology annotation, biological process: DNA-templated transcription. Gene Ontology annotation, cellular component: RNA polymerase III complex; RNA polymerase I complex. Gene Ontology annotation, molecular function: protein dimerization activity; DNA binding. Bases 43 to 1083 code for a protein of 346 amino acids. The record is from RefSeq and is a predicted model, not a curated record.